This is a messenger RNA of Nycticebus coucang (slow loris), 4156 nucleotides long. It is a transcript of the gene ARB2A, whose product is annotated as family with sequence similarity 172 member A. The record is from RefSeq and is a predicted model, not a curated record. NCBI's taxonomy places the organism in Eukaryota, Metazoa, Chordata, Mammalia, Primates, Lorisidae. Gene Ontology annotation, molecular function: siRNA binding. The coding region runs from base 158 to 1408 and encodes 416 amino acids. The transcript has 11 exons. Gene Ontology annotation, biological process: regulatory ncRNA-mediated heterochromatin formation. Gene Ontology annotation, cellular component: nucleus.
UGCAACUCGAACUUGGUCGGGGUGCGGAUCCCGAGAGGGAAAGUCAUAACAACCGCACGAGGGAGUUCGGCUGGCGAGCUGGAAGGCCACGCCUCCUCCCGGCUACCCCCUCAGCCCUGCAGCUGGGGGCAGAGCUCAGACUGUCUUCUGAAGAUUGAUGUCUAUUUCCUUGAGCUCUUUAAUUUUGUUGCCAGUUUGGGUAAGCAUGGCACAAAUCCAGCAGGGAGGUCCAGAUGAAAAAGAAAAGACUGCAGCACUGAAAGAUUUAUUAUCUAGAAUAGAUUUGGAUGAGCUAAUGAAAAAAGAUGAACCACCUCUUGAUUUUCCUGAUACCCUGGAAGGAUUUGAAUAUGCUUUUAAUGAAAAGGGACAGUUAAGACACAUAAGCACUGGGGAGCCAUUUGUUUUUAACUAUCGGGAAGACUUGCACAGAUGGAACCAGAGAAGAUACGAGGCUCUCGGAGAGAUCAUCACGAAAUAUGUAUAUGAGCUCCUGGAGAAGGACUGUAAUUUGAAAAAAAUCUCUAUUCCAGUAGAUGCCACUGAGCAUGAACCAAAGAGUUUUAUCUUUAUGAGUGAGGAUGCUUUGACAAAUCCACAGAAACUGAUGGUUUUAAUUCACGGUAGUGGUGUUGUCAGGGCAGGUCAGUGGGCUAGAAGGCUUAUUAUAAAUGAAGAUCUGGACAGUGGCACACAGAUACCUUUUAUUAAAAGAGCUGUGGAUGAAGGGUAUGGAGUAAUCGUACUGAAUCCCAACGAAAACUAUAUUGAAGUGGAAAAGCCAAAGACACAUGUGCAGUCAUCUUCCGAUAGUUCAGAUGAGCCAGCAGAAAAACGAGAAAGAAAAGAUAAAGUUUCUAAAGACACAAAGAAGCGACGUGAUUUCUAUGAAAAGUAUCGUAACCCCCAAAGAGAAAAAGAAAUGAUGCAAUUGUAUAUCAGAGAAAAUGGUUCUCCUGAAGAACAUGCAGUCUAUGUUUGGGACCAUUUUAUAGCCCAGUCUGCAGCUGAGAAUGUAUUUUUUGUUGCUCACAGCUAUGGAGGACUUGCUUUUGUUGAACUGAUGAUUCAACGAGAAGCAGAUGUAAAAAGUAAGGUAACUGCUGUGGCAUUGACAGACUCCGUUCACAAUGUGUGGCAUCAAGAAGCUGGCAAGACAAUCCGGGAGUGGAUGAGAGAGAACUGUUGUAAUUGGGUCUCCAGCUCAGAACCGUUGGACACAUCAGUGGAGUCCAUGCUACCCGACUGCCCCCGGGUUUCAGCAGGCACCGACCGUCACGAGCUAACUUCCUGGAAGAGCUUCCCGUCUAUUUUCAAAUUCUUUACCGAAGCCUCAGAGGCCAAGACCAGUUCCCUGAAGCCGACUCUGACACGACGCUCCCACCGCAUAAAGCACGAAGAGCUGUAAGGAGGGCGGGCGGGGGCGCCGGGGCCGCGCCCUGCCGGCUUCCGGCCUCCCCGCCGCUCGGCGAGCAGACUCCCAGCCCUCAUUAGAUUGUUUUCUUCCUAGAGCACAGGGUCGGGAUAUAUACAUCUGAAUAGCGUUUUGCAUUAUUUCUAGAUGAGUGCAACUGUCAAAGCAAUAUGGGUUCACUGGUCGCGCUUCCUGCGGGCUGCGCUCGGCCCGGCUGCCCGUCAGCGCGCAGAUUAAGGCUGACAGCGCCUUGCCCGGCGCGGCCCGCGCGGCUCUAAUUGCCCGGACGGAGCCCGCGCCGGCGCGGAGGGGCGCGCGGUGUCCGCGCGGUCCUGCCGCCCGCCGCGGCGCGGCGCCGCCCCCCAAUCAUGUUCACCCCCUCCCCCGAACAGAAGCAAACUCGCUCUAGACUUAAGACUUCCUUUUUUACUAGGUUUUUUCUUGAGGGCGUCUUAGGUCUCUCUCGUUUCUAAGGAAAUUCCUCUCCUACACUCACGGAAAAGUCAAAUUUAAUUCAGUUCAUGAACACCACUGUGUACUACGGAGUUUGGGGAGUGCAGGUUGCUCUCUCCUUAAAGAUCCGUUUUCUGUUUCGAGACCAAAAGAACAACUUGGAAAACAAAUCUAUAGAUACAAAAUCCACGUUAGUGCUGAAAGUCCUUUGCAGUUGUUAGUGAGAUUUACACGAGUCUCUCAUUUCAUAAGAGACUGUACAAAACACAUGAUGAUGAGCAGAUCAUUUAAGUGUAGGUGUGAAAGGUCCCAUUUUUAUUGGAAUUGACUUUCUUCUUUAAAUAUGUGAUGUGCAUUGAGUGGCAUUGUAAUUUAGAUAACACACUUUAAGUUUUGCUUUUUAAAUCUUAAUGUGGAGAAAGUUUGUUGUUAAUUCUUGCUGGAAUGAUCAAGUCAGAGCUUUCCUGGAGCUAGCCCCUUUUAGGGAUAGUUUUUUAUUUCAUCGGGAAAAUAAACCUACGUACUCUGAAGCCUUUUUCUUCUGAAACACUUUAGUUGAGCUAAAAUGAUUGUUUUAGUUUUCUGCUGUAAUAAAAAGAGACUUAGAGUGAAACAUUUUUCUCCUCUCAGUCUAAUGGUAUCAUUUUUCAUACUCUGCUUCCUCUGUAGGAUUUUUCCCUACGUUUCAACAAUUAAAUACGAAUCCAAGUACGAUCUGGUGAACACUGAAAUACAAGAGAGAAAAGAAGUUAAAGGUUUUGCUGACUUUUAGGUUAAAAUAUUAAAUUUUAACAUCAAUUUUUAAUUACUUGAAGAAUUUAAUUACCAAGUAAAGAUUAUUUCUAAUAGAGGAAAACCUGAAUUUAGUAUUUUUCAUCCUUUUUUAAAGUGUAUGCAACAGUUAACAUGCCUGCCUUAUUUGAGGACAUGAUAAAAUGUACCCAAAAUGACUUAGAACUAAUAAUGCCUCAGAAAAAGAACUUAAAAUCAGCCACCUCAUGGAUAAAUGUUUUUAUAUAAUGAACUGAUGUUAGCAAGUUUUAAAACUGAUAAUAUCUCAUUGCUGUGUUUGGCAUACAAGUACAUUCUUUAGUUCUAUAAUUUUAAUGAUGACAACUUAAAGUGAUGUUUUUUCAUUGAUCACAUGUCUGUGUAUCUGUUUGUGUUAUUUAAACAGAAACAACAUAGAAAAAUCAAAAUGGCAUUUUAUACAACUGUUGGGUGGUGUAAAAAUGUGUAAGUCCCAUCAAUGUCAAGCACCUUAGUCUUUCCUAUUUUAAAAGUAAUGGUGAAUUGUAUAAAAUAGUGGUAUCAUCCAGUGAGGGACUUGAGAAUUGAUGUGGGUUGAAUAUAUUUUUCAAAGUGUUAUAAAUUGUGUGGUGUUUUCAGCAAAUGAAAAUGUUCACAGGAAACUAAUUUUAUAACUUUUUUUUUAAACCAACACUUUGUGCAAUGCUGAAUUUUUGAAGCUUCUACAGCUGAAUUAGAGCAAAAUAAAUAUGCUCAGUUUAUAAACCAAAUCACUCCUAUUACUUUUCUGUAGUUUUCUCACCUUGCUUUUUAAAAACCUUUAUUUGUAACUAGGGUAUAUCACUGCUUAAUUGCCUUUAAUACUUUAAAACUACAGGAUUGUUAGUUAGGCCUUGUUUAACUAUCUGUGGAGAGCUAUUUACAAACUUAAGUUGUGUAAAUGUAAUUUCUGCUUGUGAAUCUGAGCUGUGGCAACCCAGGGAGAGCUAGGCAAACCAUUCCAGACCACCAACUGAUAACUUUGUUAAUGUAGAAUUUUUUAACCUGUUAAUUACAAGUCUGUUGGUAUAAAUGUAAUAAUAUUGUUCACCUUAAUUUUCCUGGAGUAACAACAAGCAAUUGGUAGUAGCCAGCCUGCUUGAGGGUGGCCAGUGUUAAUAGUAUUUUUGCUCUCUUCUCCUUUCCCAUUUUGGUUUCUUGGGUUUUUAGGAGAACAGAGUUUUAAAGUUAGAAUACUUCUUAGAGCAAAUGGAAUGUGACAGGAGUUGCUAAUAAAUCUAAGAUUCAAAAUCCUCCUGUUGAAACAUAAAAGCCAGAUAAUUGCUUUGGAGCUUCUAUAGGCACCUAACCAUGCAGUCCUCAAAAGUUGUCUUGGAUAUCUGAAAAGAAGACUCGUCUACUUGUUAUAAUUGUUCUUCUCUCAAGUUUCAGGUUUGUGCUUUGACCUGGAUUGCAUUAUUGUUUAUGUAAAUAAAAAACAUGCAUUUCCUAUAUACAUAGUUAUGUUAGAUUUUAAAAUAAAAAUAAUGUUCCCAACAA